AUGGGAGUUUUCACGUUCGUUUGCAGGAGCUCUGGUAAGGAGUGGAGCGCCAAGCAGAUCUCUGAUGGCGAUAUCGAGGCCUCCGCUUCCUCCACCUUCGAAUUGCAAAGGAAACUCGUCCAGUCUGCUCUGUCCGCUGAUUCCUCCGGUGGCGUCCAAUCCUCUUUCUCUUACGUCACUCCUGCCUCCGCCGUUUUCCAGGUGAUCAUUGGUGGCAGCUGCGGUGGAGCCUUCUUUGGCGGCGGCGGCGGAGGUGCAGCAGCCGCAGCUCCAGCAGCAGCGGCAGCUGAUGCACCUGCUGCUGAGGAGAAGAAGAAGGAAGAAGAGCCAGAGAGUGAUGACGAUAUGGGAUUUUCUCUUUUUGAUUAG
Molecule: messenger RNA, 369 nt
Organism: Dovyalis caffra
Lineage: Eukaryota; Viridiplantae; Streptophyta; Magnoliopsida; Malpighiales; Salicaceae
Source: the annotation of a GenBank genome assembly